CUCUUUUGUCAUUUUUUUCAAUUCGUGCCAAGACGGUUUUAGCAGCCAGACAGUCGGUCGUGGGAUUAUGUAUAAGUACACCGAGUGCUGAAGUGCUGCUUAAGAACCAUAGUAGCCGCAGACACUCUCUCACGCGAUCAUCUAACAAUCACUGGUCUGGAUUUGAGCAAGGGUCAUCAAAUCUCUGGACCCAUUCCAUUUGCCCACGACAGAUUGUCCGCCUUUCCUAGCCAUUGCACGACAUGACGAACAUCACCGAGGCCAAGUUUCAUGAAGUCGAUGCAACCGAUAUCAAUGCUGCGACUCAAGAUUCUCCACAUCAUCCAGAUAAUAUCUCCAAGGACAAAGCGGCCAUGAAGAGCAUGUAUGAGGCUGCGAAGUCUGCAUCGGACAAGGAACAUAAGAUGACCUUGAUGCAGGGACUUCGUCUGUACCCCAAGGCGGUAGCGUGGAGCAUUCUCAUCAGUACCUGUAUAGCCAUGGAGGGCUAUGAUGUGGCGUUGGUCGGCAACUUUUACGCCUUUGACACGUUCAAUCGCAAGUAUGGUGAAUUGACCAAGGAUGGAACGUACCAAGUUCCAGCGCGUUGGCAAGCUGGCCUGUCAAAUGGGGCACAAUGUGGAGAGAUUAUCGGACUCAUCAUCAAUGGCGUUGUAUCCGAACGGUUUGGAUACAGAUACACCGUCAUGGCUUGUCUCGUCGCCAUCACCGCGUUCAUCGCUAUCUUCUUCACCGCACCGAAUAUACAGGUCUUACUCGUGGCUGAAAUACUCGCGGGUAUCCCAUGGGGUGUCUUCCAGACCUUGACGAUCACCUAUGCGUCAGAGGUCUGCCCAGUAGCUUUGAGAGGUUUCUUAACAUGUUAUGUCAAUUUCUGCUGGGGUCUGGGACAGGAGAUAGCUAUCGGAGUUAUCAAAGGCGUCUUGCAUCGGACCGAUGAAUGGGCCUACAAGAUCCCAUAUGGUCUGCAAUGGAUGUGGCCGGUGCCAUUGUUCAUCGGCGUGUGGUUUGCGCCGGAAUCACCCUGGUGGCUCGUACGACAUGGCAGAAUCGAGGAUGCGAAACGAUCUCUGUUACGACUCACGUCCAAGUCUCAGCAAGACGACUCAGAUCCCGACGAGACAAUCGCCAUGAUUCAACAUACGACAGAACUCGAGAAGGACAUCACGAGUGGCGCUUCGUACUGGGACUGUUUUAAAGGCACCGAUUUGAGGCGGACGGAGAUUGUCUGUGUCAUCUGGAGUAUCCAGACACUGUCUGGGAAUACAUUCUCCAACUACUCCACAUACUUCCUGACUCAGGCCGGAUUGGACCCGUCCGCAUCGUACUCCUUUGCCCUCGGGCAAUAUGGAAUCAACAUGAUCGGGGUCUUAGGGGCAUGGUCUCUCAUGGCUUUGGGGAUGGGUCGACGGACGCUUUUACUCGGUGGUCUGACCGGUCUCUGUGUAACGCUUUUUGUCCUUGGAUUUUUGGGCAUUCCGAAGACCAAUGCCGCCCAUCUAGCGACCGGGUCUAUCAUGCUUGUGUGGGCGUUAUUCUACCAAUGUUCAGUCGGAACCAUUGCCUAUUCGCUUGUGGCGGAAAUGUCGACCCGGCGACUUCAAAUCAAGACGGUCGUGCUCGGUCGAUGCUGCUACAACAUCACAGCCAUCAUCGCCAAUGUCCUGACUCCCUAUAUGAUCAAUCCGACCGCCUGGGCAUGGGGUAAUUAUGCUGGCUUUUUCUGGGGAGGAUCCUGUUUACUAUGCUUGAUCUAUGCGUAUUUCCGCGUCCCGGAACCUGGUGGAAGGACGUUUGCGGAAUUGGACUUGUUGUUUGAACGCGGUGUGCCGGCGAGAAAGUUCAAAGAGACCAAAGUCGACGUAUUUGACGUUGCGCUCGCUCACCAAGUCGAGAUGGAUAAACCCGAAGUGGGUCAUGCUGAAAAGGUCUGAUGGCGUUGAUUUGUGCAGGAUAGGAGAUGGAGCCGUCAGCCAGUCUGUAGUCUUGACACAUGUAGCGUCAUAGAAGUGCAACAUCAGAUUA
Molecule: messenger RNA, 2025 nt
Organism: Kockovaella imperatae
Lineage: Eukaryota; Fungi; Basidiomycota; Tremellomycetes; Tremellales; Cuniculitremaceae
Product: general substrate transporter
Exons: 10
Coding region: 243-1934 (563 amino acids)
Biological process (GO): transmembrane transport; carbohydrate transport
Cellular component (GO): membrane
Molecular function (GO): carbohydrate:proton symporter activity
Source: RefSeq, a predicted model, not a curated record